ACUUUUCAGAGAUCAUGAGUUUAAUAAAUAGAGUCAUAUUUGUUGCUUGUGUUCUUUUCACAUUUGUUUCAGGUAAGCAGUGCAGCUACCCGUACAGGACGCUGGGUUCCAACUGUUACUACUUCAGUACAGAUAAAGCAUCCUGGGACGAGGCUUAUGUGAAUUGCUUUCACAAAGGUGGAUAUUUGGCAAACCUGGAAACUCUUCAUGAGUAUCUUAUUAUGCGAUACAAACUGGCAGGAAUGAAAAACGGUAAUAUUUGUAUUAAACAUACAUACAAAGUGAAAUAGGAGGUCACAAUGGCAUUAUGUAAGGAAGAAAC
Molecule: messenger RNA, 322 nt
Organism: Saccostrea cuccullata (small rock oyster)
Lineage: Eukaryota; Metazoa; Mollusca; Bivalvia; Ostreida; Ostreidae
Product: type-2 ice-structuring protein-like
Exons: 3
Coding region: 15-290 (91 amino acids)
Source: RefSeq, a predicted model, not a curated record